UCGCCAAAAUGACGGAUAAACGUUGGAAUGAUGAUAUCGCUUACGUUUUUUCUACUCAUAGACAAUUCUUAAGAAUAUAUGGGUUGUGGCCAUUACAAGCAAAGACAGUAUUCACGAAGAUACGAUGGGGCUUCUGCAUGAUUGCACAGUUUGCAAUAAUACCUUUUGUUAUGAUGGAUAUUUUUUGGAGCAACCAAAACACCAAUUCAAGUAUAGAUCAUGUAGUGUUCAUUAUAAGCACGAUAACUGGAAUUACAAGAAGUUUAUGUAUUACUGCUAAUCAGAAGAAACUGAGUACAAACAUUAACGCUGCUAUCGACGACUGGCUGUCUGCUGAAUAUAAUAAAGAAAUUAAGGAGAUUAUGAAGAAAUAUGCGAUUAAGGCCAAAAUGCUCACUUUUACGUUAUUAUACUCAUUAAUUGUGGUUUAUGGACUUUUUGUAUCAGUUAUUAUUUUUAUAAAUUUGAAACAAGUAUUCUUCACAGAUACUUCAGUUAAUGUUAAUACAACAAAUUGGCUAUUUUUUAUUCCAUCUGGUUCAUUGAGUAGCUCGAUUACUGGUUCACAGUAUGCUAUAAUCUUGACUAUCCAGAUUAUUCAAAUAGCUAUAUUAGCUUUCAUAUUAUGUCUCACGGACAGUUUCUUCUUUAACAUCACGAUACAUCUCUGCGGGCAACUUGAGAUACUUAAAAACAAAUUCGGAACUUUUACAAAUAAGCCGGACACCAAAAUAAACUAUCGAAAGAAAUUCAUCAGUCUGAUUAACAGACACAAAGAAUUAACGGAAUUGUAUCAAAAUUUGGAAGAUUGCUUCCAUUUUCUUAUAUUAUUUCAAUUAGUGGAAUCAACACUUUUACUUGCAAUAAUAGGAUUGCGACUAACUGUAUAUUUAAACGAAAAAAUUUAUAUUGAAGCAACAAAGAGUAUUUUUAUGUUGAAUUAUUGUAUAAUGCAACCUAUGGUAUUUACCUACGGUGGUGAAUUUUUGCAAAAGAAAAGCGAAGAUAUAUUUUAUGCAUUAUACACAACUUCCUGGUACACACUUCCUUUAGCGUUAUUGAAAGAUCUGCAUUUCGCAAUGAUGAGGUUGAGUAUUCCGUUUCGCUUAACCGGCGGAAAAUUUUUUUAUAUUAAUCGUGAAACGAUGAUGUCUAUCUUUAAGACAGCGGUCUCAUAUGUUUCGGUUUUACGAAUAGCAAUAAAAGAGUGAUAUUAAUCCACAGUAUUUGCGUACGUAUGGCGAAAGUAAAAAUAUCUAGA
This is a messenger RNA of Monomorium pharaonis (pharaoh ant), 1261 nucleotides long. RefSeq lists its product as uncharacterized. Bases 9 to 1211 code for a protein of 400 amino acids. The record is from RefSeq and is a predicted model, not a curated record. Gene Ontology annotation, molecular function: olfactory receptor activity; odorant binding. Gene Ontology annotation, biological process: detection of chemical stimulus involved in sensory perception of smell; sensory perception of smell. The transcript is spliced from 4 exons. NCBI's taxonomy places the organism in Eukaryota, Metazoa, Arthropoda, Insecta, Hymenoptera, Formicidae. Gene Ontology annotation, cellular component: plasma membrane.